AUGUCAAAAGUAAAAAGAUUAAGUGGAUUAUUAAGAAGAAGUUGGUACGGUGGAAUAAAUGUGGUUCAAAGUUAUAAUUGGCCACAGAAUCCAUCACCACCACCAAGCCCAACAACGCGUAGACGACCAAAACGGCCAGUUCUAGUAUCAGAUGUAUUAAAAGAGAUAUUCGCAUUCAUUGCUCUACCAAAUGACCAACAACCAUUCGGUAAUCUGGAUAAGAAAACAUACAAGACAUUGCAUUCUUGUCUAUUGGUGAAUCGACAAUGGUGUCAAGUAGCAGCACAGUUUCUUUGGCGACAACCAUUUUUCACACGACAUAUCCCAGCACAGAUCACAAUGAUGGAAUUAUUAUUGAAUGCGCUGAACCCGAAACUUCAACAAUACCUGAUAAACAAGGGAAUCACAAUACGACGGCUAAAAUCGGCACCCGCGUUCGACUACUCGUAUUUCAUCAAGCACAUCGAUUUCGAAUUGUUCAUCGAUAUGGUGAGAAAUUGGUCGGCUGCCACCUUUCGUGGUGCAUCUGCCAAAGACGCGAGUUUUCUGGUGGCAAAAGUGGUGCUUGGGCAUAUCUUCAGUUAUUCGCCAGGCAUUGAGCGACUAAGACUUUCCUGUUUUCAAGGACAUUCUGAAACAAGUCAUUAUUAUGAGAUUUUAUUGGAACCUGAGAUUCAUAUUAACUUGCUACAAUUGAAAUAUCUUGAAUUGAGUGGUCAAUUUUAUCGUGAAGAUAAUAUUUUGGCUGGAUUGUCAAUAAGUUGCAAGAAUGUGGAAUAUUUACAACUCGGAAAUUGGUGUCUUGACUCGUGGUGUCGUAGCCCGGAAUCACUAAGUGAAGACAUAACCGCCCUAUUCAAAGGCCUAAAAAAUGUCGAACACCUUGAAAUCGACAGUGACAACUCGUUCUUCCCAAUUCCCAUCUGCGUAAUUGACGCAUUCAAACACAUCUCGAGUUCUCUGAGACAUCUAAGAUUCCGAUGCAUAGAUUUCUCCUCGAAAACAUGUAUGCCACUCGAAGGACUAGCCACCUGUCGAAAACUCGAGACACUCGAAUUCGUCGACUGUGAGCAGGUCGGAAAACGGUUAUUACAACCGUUGAACGCCGAGUCGUUGCCCAAUUUGCAACGAGUGCGGAUCGAUGGGUGUUCGGAAAGGGAUAUUGUGUUUUGGGAUUGGGUUGAUUUGGUUAAUGGUCGGCGAAGAUCUAUUUGA
Ambispora leptoticha is the source of this 1215-nucleotide messenger RNA. The record is from the annotation of a GenBank genome assembly. Lineage: Eukaryota; Fungi; Glomeromycota; Glomeromycetes; Archaeosporales; Ambisporaceae.